This is a messenger RNA of Colletotrichum truncatum, 1440 nucleotides long. Its product is annotated as delta -sterol reductase. The record is from RefSeq and is a predicted model, not a curated record. Gene Ontology annotation, cellular component: endoplasmic reticulum membrane. Lineage: Eukaryota; Fungi; Ascomycota; Sordariomycetes; Glomerellales; Glomerellaceae. Gene Ontology annotation, molecular function: Delta14-sterol reductase activity. Gene Ontology annotation, biological process: ergosterol biosynthetic process.
AUGGCUGUUAAAAAGCAGCACAGCUACGAGUUCGGUGGCCCUCCGGGUGCCUUUGCCAUUGUGUUUGGCCUUCCCGUGCUUUUGUGGUCAUUCUUUUUCUUCUGCAAUGACAAGACGGGCUGCCCAGCUCCUUCUACUCUCAGCCCCAAGACGCUGGACCUGCAAAAGUUGAAGAGCGAAAUUCCAUGGCCUGAGAACGGCAUUUGGGGCUUCUGUAGCUGGGAGGUUUUCGGCUGGACGUUGGCCUACUACUUCCUAAGCUUGGUCCUUCACCGUAUCCUUCCCGCUCAAGAGGUCCUCGGCACCAAGCUGGCUCAGUCUGGCAAGCCACUCAAGUACCGCUUUAACGCCUUUAGCGCCACGGUGUUGCAACUCGCCGCUCUGGCCGUUGGAACCUAUCUGAAGGGCGCCGACUUUGUUGUCUGGACGUACAUCUCUGACAACUAUCUCCAGCUCUUGACAUCCAACAUCAUCAUUGGCUACUUGCUGUCUGUUUACUGCUAUGUCUGCAGUUUCAGCGUGAAGCCUGGCAACAGCGAGAACCGCGAGCUUGCCGUCGGCGGUAAUACUGGUAAUCUCAUCUAUGACUUUUACAUCGGUCGCGAGCUGAACCCCCGCGUCACGCUGCCCUUCUUUGGCGAGAUUGACAUCAAGACUUGGUUCGAGUUUCGUCCUGGUCUGACUGGUUGGAUCAUUCUCGACCUAGCCUUCUGUGCCAAGCAAUACCGCAACUACGGAUACUUGUCUGACAGCAUUGUUGUUACAACUGCGUUCCAGGCAUACUAUGUCCUCGAAGGUCAAUACUAUGAAACUGGUGUGCUCACCAUGAUGGACAUCAUCACCGACGGCAUGGGUUUCAUGCUUUCCUUCGGUGAUAUUGCCUGGGUUCCUUUCCUUUACUCUACCCAGACACGCUACCUUUCCGUUUAUCCCGUUGAACUAGGCUGGGCUGGCGUUGCUUCCGUAGCCGCAAUCUUUGCCACUGGUCUGUACAUCUUCCGUUCUUCCAACAGUCAGAAGAAACGCUUCCGCACCGAGCCGGAUCACCCCAGCGUCAAGGAUAUGCCAUUCAUCCAGACCAAGCGCGGAACAAGGCUGCUUACCGGAGGAUGGUGGGGCAUGUCGCGUCACAUCAACUACUUUGGUGACUGGCUCCAGGCCACGCCUUUCAGCGUGCCUACUGCUGUUGCUGGCUACCUCAUUCUCCCUGCAGGCAGUGCUGUUUCCGGCGCUAUCACGAUGCUCGAUGGACGCGAGGUGGUUCAAGGCGCUGCUCGUGGCUGGGGCAUGAUUUUCACUUACUUCUACGUCCUGUACUUCGCUAUCCUGCUUAUCCAUCGGGAGGGCCGAGAUGAUGUCGCUUGCUCCCAGAAAUAUGGCGAGGACUGGGAGAAGUAUAAGAAGACUGUGAAGUGGAGGAUUCUGCCGGGCGUUUACUGA